ACAUUCUGCUUUGAAAUCCUUUUAACCUGUCCUUUUAUCUUUACAACUUAAUUUCAGACCUCAAGGGAAUAAAAAUUUUCAUUUAAUUCAGGAAUCACAGACAUGAUUCACUGUUAGUGACAAUUGUUCAUAGUUAACAUCAUCUCAUUAUUAACAUUCAGAAAUGACAUCGUUUUUGAAAGAUUUCUGUCUGUUUCAGUAAUUAAAUUUUUUUUUUCGUUCAAAUUUUAUUUAUAGUGUGCAUAUCUACGAUUUUUUCAUUAAUAUGCUUUCUCAUUGGAUAAUUUUCGUAUUAUGUACAGUAACGUCGGGUAAAUUGAUUUCCGAUCAUUCAGACUUGAAGUUGAUACUUGUACAAAUGCUUUAUCGCCACGGGGAUCGAGCUCCCCUUUCACUUUAUCCAAAAGAUCCGAAUCCAGAAAGCUUAUGGCCAGAAGGUUUGGGAUCAUUAACUCUGCUUGGUAAAAGACAGCAUUACAAUUUAGGGAAGUAUUUUCGUGACUUUUACAAAGAUUUCAAAACAUCCAGUCCAUUAGAGGUUAAUGUCACAAGCGCAGACGAUGAGCGGUGUCUCAAAAGUGCAGAGGCUAACCUAGCAUCAUUUUACGCUCCUCGUAAACCUUGGAAGUUUGAUGAAAAUUUUGACUGGCAACCAAUAUCAAUUCGAUAUCUUCCUAAAAAUAUAGAUAAGUAUUUACAAACAGAAAGUGAUUGUCCUAGAGCUGCCGAGGAAGAGUUAAGAGUUGCAAAUACACCAGAAGCAAAUGAAUUCAAUGCAAAACACCAGGAAAUGUAUGAUUACUUAGAAAAAUACAGUGGAAAACCGAUCACGGGUUGGAAACCAGCUGCUUUUCUACGAGAUAAUAUUUGGGUUGAAAUGCGAUAUAACCUUACUGUUCCUACCUGGGUUGAACCCUAUUGGAAUGAACUGACAGAAGUCAAAGAUUUAACCUUUUUUUGGAUUCUUAAUUCUCAACUUCUUCAACGUCUAAGAGCCGGUCCUCUCCUUCAAAAUAUGAUUAAAACAAUGGAAGACAAAAUUGAAGGUAUAAUUCCAAAUCUGAAGUUUCAAAUAUUUUCAUCGCACGACACAAAUUUAGCCGCCCUCUUGAUGUCUUUAAAACUUUUUGACCUGAAACAGCCCCCUUACUGUGCAACUGUUUUCAUUGAGCUUUACAGUGGCAUGAAUGAUACAUAUUUUGUUCGAUUGCUUUACUUGAACUCCACAGAUGUUGAAAAGAUUUCCCAAACACCUCAUAUUCUGCAACUUGAGGGAUGCAGUGAAUUUUGCCCUUUGAAGUACUUCACGGAAUAUACGAAGCAUCUUAUACCUGAUGAUUGGGAAAAAGAAUGUCAGUUGCCAGAAUCCAAUUCUCAAAAGUUUGAAAAAGAAGAAAUAAGAUUGGGAGUAGUUUUCCUUGCUAUUGUUUUCAUAAUAGUUACGGUAAGCUUUGCAGCGGCUGUUUCGAAAAUGUACUCCAACAACAGAAAGAAAAAUGCUUUUCUCAUAUCUAUACCAAACUCUUGAAAAACUGAUGUUGAAAAUUGUUAAACACACUUUUAACCUUGGCUGAAAAUUGUUAAAUUCAUUGUUUCAUUAAUGCUCAUUUU
Parasteatoda tepidariorum (common house spider) is the source of this 1611-nucleotide messenger RNA. Its product is annotated as lysosomal acid phosphatase. The record is from RefSeq and is a predicted model, not a curated record. Gene Ontology annotation, molecular function: phosphatase activity. Gene Ontology annotation, biological process: dephosphorylation. Lineage: Eukaryota; Metazoa; Arthropoda; Arachnida; Araneae; Theridiidae.